AUGUGUAAUAUUGGUUACCAACCAUCUUCAGAUUCUACAGAAUGUCUCAAAGUUGUCGAACUUUAUCGCUCCUGCGCUGAUAAGAAUAAUACUCGAUGUCGGGGCCCAUUAGCCUAUUGCGAUUCGAUUUCCAAAACCUGCCAUUGUAAAGACGGCUACAUCCCGGCCAGAGACAAUAUUAGGUGCAAAAAAGCGCCCAAGUAUAAUUUGUCCUACGCCAUGUUAGGCGAAGAUUGUGACAUUGAUGUGAUUUGCCAGGACGGUAAUCAACAGGUGUGCAGUUUGGACACUUCGAAAUGCACCUGUCGAGAAGGGCUGAAGCCGGCAUCAACUAUUGAUUUAAAUGCCGAACCUUUUGUCUUUGAUGAAUGCCGACCGGCUGAUUUUAAUCUAGGGGUCGUAAUCACCGGCCCCUGGGAUGGGCUGAAAGCAGCCAAUCACAGCCUCUUUUUUUCCCGUGUCACCGACGAGUCAACACGGACAAAUUUAGCUCCGUAA
Messenger RNA from Acanthosepion pharaonis, 498 nucleotides. NCBI's taxonomy places the organism in Eukaryota, Metazoa, Mollusca, Cephalopoda, Sepiida, Sepiidae. The record is from the annotation of a GenBank genome assembly.